Molecule: messenger RNA, 1272 nt
Organism: Fusarium keratoplasticum
Lineage: Eukaryota; Fungi; Ascomycota; Sordariomycetes; Hypocreales; Nectriaceae
Exons: 3
Coding region: 1-1272 (423 amino acids)
Source: RefSeq, a predicted model, not a curated record
AUGUCGUGGGAAUCACUCCCCAAUGAGCUUCGCUUCACGAUCUUUACGAUCCUCCUUGAGGACAGCGACAAAAAAGACCGCCCAGGAUUUCCCACUGUAUCGCGGCAAUGGCAGGACUUCUUUGAGCCAAUCUUCUUUCGGCGGCUGGUUAUCGACGAACCCGAUCUCAACAUGCUUAGCUCGGCAACCGAAGGAUCAAAGGGAUUCCGACUCUCUUAUAUUCGACACCUCUGGCUUCGCCUCAAGCUUGCCCCGUACACAUGCAAGUAUUGUCAGACUAGCGAACCCAGGGACAUCAUUCAUCACGAUUAUCACCACAAAUACCGUGACUUCAGAAUGGCUAACAAGUACCCAUGGAUCACCGAAGAAGAUUUGGUGGACAAAGGCGAAUUUCACAGACAGCAUCGCAAUUUAUCCGUGAAGUACGUCCAGGAUACACACCCAGAGGUCAUCUCUCACCAAUACAUGGCAUACCAGCUACCUGAAAUGGACAGGUUCCGCAGCACGGAACCUCUCAGGUUCGACUUCGGGAAACCUCUGUUCCGUUGGAGUCACACAUUGCAUAGGCCUGUUGAUACCCAAAAGGUGCUCCCAAAGGUCAACAUUGUCAAGGCUCUCGUGAUUCGCCGGCAGUUCUACCGAAACAUUUCUUCCGGCGCCCUUGCCAAGCUUCUUCGGGAGAGUUUCCUCUGCCUGGAGAUGUUCCGCGAUGAGCGAUGGCUGGCUUCCAACUCUUUCAGUAGGAGAUUGUGCUGCCCUGAAAAUGUCCUUGAUGCCCUUCCAGCAAAACUCAAACGGCUUCACAUCUACCAAGACGCGGAUUCUGAUUUCAGCUUGCCUCGAGUUCGUACUAUGGCAGGUGCAGAGUCGAUGCGGAAACUUGCACUAAUGUCGGAGCUUAAAGAGCUAUCGAUUGCUCCAGAUACCGAUGGCUGGGGUUUUCUAUUGGAUUUCUUUCCAAUGCUCCGACGGUGUCCCGUUGAUACGCUUCCUGUGUUCAAGCUUCGUCGCCUGGCUUUAGAUUGCGAAAUUCUCAAGGAACCUCGGGCACCAUUCGAGAUGUUCGUCCUGGUCACGACACUCCGUGCGGCAGCGGCUGCUGCAUCACGUAUGCCCCGACUGGAGACCAUGGAGCUGUGGAAAGCAACCCCGUCAUCAGCCACCUUGUUUCGCUAUUCUACCAAGAAAUUUGAAUCCAGGAUCACAUGGCGAAUCAACUGGAAGCGUGCAAGAGGUGACCAGUUAUGGCAGGGAGAGUUGAGGGAAGAUUAG